AUGAAUCAAGCUGGUUAGAGACCAAGUCGAUGCAUUCAACAAUAAACUCUAGUUAAAGAUUUCUGUUAAAUAAAAAUGAACAAUGCAUUAGUUUUAUAUUAAUAAACUUUCUCAGAAUCAUUAUCAAUUUGCUCUCACUAAGUAGAGUAUUUUUAUAUAAAUAAUCAAUUAGUACCAAAGUUAAAAAUGAUUGA
Messenger RNA from Paramecium sonneborni, 194 nucleotides. Lineage: Eukaryota; Ciliophora; Oligohymenophorea; Peniculida; Parameciidae. The record is from the annotation of a GenBank genome assembly.